Molecule: messenger RNA, 1824 nt
Organism: Rhodofomes roseus
Lineage: Eukaryota; Fungi; Basidiomycota; Agaricomycetes; Polyporales; Fomitopsidaceae
Product: P-loop containing nucleoside triphosphate hydrolase protein
Exons: 6
Biological process (GO): double-strand break repair via homologous recombination
Cellular component (GO): nucleus; chromosome; cytoplasm
Molecular function (GO): four-way junction helicase activity; 3'-5' DNA helicase activity; nucleic acid binding
Source: RefSeq, a predicted model, not a curated record
AUGCCUGUCGCCUCGAGGAUCCUGCAGCCGCCUCCCAUUCACUGUCAAAGCUCGAACCUGAAGUUCGACGACGCGCUGACAAUCGCUCGCGCAGCAGCCCACAAGUCUCGCGGGUAUGACUCGGAAGGCACGCGACAGAAGAUCAAAGAACUGUCUGUCGAGGCGUUCGGCGGCAAGGAGCCGUAUGGCUGGCAAGUCGAUGUAUGUGAGGCGAUUCUCCUCGGGCUUGAUUGCAUUGUCAUCGCCGGCACGGGUGCGGGGAAGACGGUGCCUUUUGCGAUGCCGUUGUUACUGGACGAGACGAAAAAGAAAUUGGUGGUAGUCAUUUCACCUCUGAAUGAGCUCGAGCGUGACCAGGCUGAACGGUUCCGUACCAUGGGGCUCACGGCGACGGCUAUCAAUAAAGAGGAGUACUCGGACCGACUUCACAAGGUACGUUCAAGUGAGAUUCAUACUUACCGUAUGCUACUCACAGGUCCGGAGAUGGCUCUCGAGCACAAGCGGUUCUCCAAGCUGCUCCGGUCGCCAUCCUUCGCAAAGAAUAUUGCCGCAAUUGUAAUCGACGAAGCGCACUGCAUCUCGCAGUGGGGCGACAGCUUCCGGAAGAAGUACGCGGAGCUAGGCCGGCUUCGUGCUCUCGUUCCCAUGAGUGUGCCGUUCCUCGCAACUUCAGCCACUCUCCCUCCUGCUGCCCUCGCAGAUGUCCAGGCGAAGCUUUCAUUUCACCUCAACUCGACAUUCUUCGUGAAUCUUGGCAACGAUCGUACGAACAUCACGCCGCUUGUCGUCCAAAUGAAGGGUGGUGCCGGCGAUCUUGCAGCGCUGGACUUUGCUGUGCGGGAGGCGCUCGCUGGCGACCCGCUUGUGAAGACGCUCAUAUUCUUCAACACACGCGAGCUGGCCAUGCGGGCCUGCCACCAUCUCAAGACUCUGCUGCCGGAUGCAUACAAGGGCAAGAUCGACUUCCUGCAUGCUCUCCGUGGGGAUGACACCAAACGCGAGGUCAUGCAACGCUUUCGCAACGACGAGCUCUCAAUCCUAUGCGCAACUGAGGCGGCCGGCAUGGGUCUCGAUAUCAGCAACAUCCGUCGCGUCAUACAGUUUAUGGUGCCGACUUCACUCUCUCAGUGGUUCCAGCGGUAUGGGCGUGCGGGGCGCGACGGCUUACCUGCAGUCGCAAUACUGCUGGUUGAGCAGUCGGUCUUCAAGAAGGUCAAACCGCGUGGAAGUACGAAAGACUCGGUCGACAACAACGAUACAAAGGUCUUUCAGAAGCAAGUCGAAUGUGGCCUGCGGACCUGGCUGGAGGCCCCCGACUGUCGGCGCACGGUGGCUAAUGCAUACUUUAAUAAUCCGCGCAACGAACGAGUACUCACGGUUCCAUGCUGUGAUGUGUGCCUGUCCCGUCGAAGUGAGGACCCCGAGGCCAUGCUUUCAGAGGCUGAAGACAAUAUGCUCAAGCUACUGAAGUCGAUCCGUCUCCGAGAGACUGGUGAUCGCUUGGUUGAGUCGGCCGUCAAGAUCGAAGAGUCUGAGCCUGGUCUAGCUGGGGCAGCCACUGGCAAGCGUCCUGCGGCACGUCAGAAGGAGCGGUUCAAGUAUGUCUACAACGCUGCACUUGCUUGGCGACGACUGUGCUGGCGCCGCGACUACUCUAUCUGUGUCUGGGGACCAGAGGCUCUGCUGUCGGACAAGACUGCGUCCAAGAUUGUACGCGCCACUGCAAUACAGACGCUCGGCGACCUUACAACAUCAGUUCCGGAGUGGUGCUUUGCCAAAAAGCACGGCGAGGAGCUUCUGCAAACUAUCUUGUCAGCUGAUGAA